AUGUCUGCACCUGAAAGAGGUUCAGGCCUGAGCUCCGAAGAACUCGUGGCAGAGAAGAUGCCUCCCGACCACGGGGAAACACAAGCACCUCUAUCUCGCUACUGCGUUGCCUGGUAUCUCGAUGCAGGAAGCAAGAGCCUCGAAACGGCAGCAGCGGCGGGAGUGACAGAUGUCCUAUGUGAAGCUUGUGACCAGUUAGGAUGGAAGAUACCAACAAAGAUCCAAGUUGAGGCUAUUCCAGUGGCUCUCCAAGGCAGAGAUAUCAUUGGCCUGGCAGAAACAGGUUCUGGAAAAACAGGAGCUUUUGCUUUGCCAAUUCUCCAAGCACUGCUGGAAACUCCUCAGCGUUUGUUUGCUCUUGUCCUCACACCAACAAGGGAGUUGGCCUUCCAAAUUUCAGAGCAGUUUGAAGCUCUCGGAUCCUCCAUUGGUGUCCACAGUGCGGUUAUUGUGGGUGGAAUUGACACCAUGUCUCAAUCUCUAGCCUUAGCCAAGAAACCACAUAUUAUAAUUGCAACUCCUGGCCGCCUAAUUGAUCAUUUGGAGAACACAAAGGGCUUCAAUUUACGAGCUCUGAAGUACCUGGUGAUGGAUGAGGCUGACCGGAUCCUCAAUAUGGAUUUUGAAACAGAGGUGGAUAAGUUGCUGAAAGUGAUUCCACGAGACCGAAAGACAUUCCUGUUUUCUGCCACCAUGACCAAGAAGGUACAAAAACUCCAGCGUGCUGCUCUUAAGAAUCCUGUUAAAUGUGCAGUUUCUUCCAAAUAUCAAACAGUUGAAAAGCUACAGCAGUACUAUAUCUUCAUCCCCUCUAGAUUCAAGGACAGCUACCUGGUUUAUAUCCUGAAUGAACUGGCUGGAAACUCCUUCAUGAUAUUCUGCAGUACAUGUAACAAUACUCAGAGGACUGCUCUACUGCUCCGCAACUUGGGGUUCACUGCCAUCCCUCUCCAUGGGCAGAUGAGUCAGAAUAAACGCUUGGGCUCCUUAAACAAGUUCAAAGCAAAGGCUCGGUCUAUUUUGCUGGCAACUGAUGUUGCAAGCAGAGGUCUGGACAUCCCACAUGUAGAUGUGGUCAUAAACUUUGAUAUUCCUACCCACUCCAAGGAUUAUAUUCAUCGUGUUGGGAGAACAGCUCGAGCUGGGAGAUCUGGCAAGUCUAUUACCUUUGUUACACAGUAUGAUGUAGAGCUGUUCCAGCGCAUUGAACACCUGAUUGGCAAGAAACUGCCAGCAUUCCCCACGCAAGAAGAGGAGGUCAUGAUGUUAACAGAACGUGUGGCUGAGGCCCAGAGGUUUGCACGAAUGGAGCUGCGGGAGCAGGGAGAGAAGAAGCGAUCUCGGGAUGGUGAUGAUGAUGAUACAGAAGAAGCUAUUGGUAUCAGGAAUAGAGUGGCUGGUGGUAAAAAGAAGAAAAGGAAAGCCUUCUAGUUCAUGUUUGGACAAACUUUUACCUUCCUGUUUGUGGCUC
This is a messenger RNA of Tinamus guttatus (white-throated tinamou), 1471 nucleotides long. The record is from RefSeq and is a predicted model, not a curated record. Lineage: Eukaryota; Metazoa; Chordata; Aves; Tinamiformes; Tinamidae.